ACAGAAGUGGAAUCUUCUGUUGUAGCCCAUCAAGGCUCGAUGUUUUGUGCUUUCAGAGAUGCUUUUCUGAGUGAUUAUUUGAGUUACUACAGUAUAUCUUUCCUGGCACCUCAAUUAAAUCUGGCCAUUUUCCUCUGACUUCUCUUUAUCAUCAAGGUGUUUCCACCCAUAGAACUGUCGCUUACUCAGUGUUUUUUUUUUUUUUUUUGCACCAUUCUGUGUAAACUCUAGAGACUGUUGUAUGUGAAAAUCUCAGGAUAUCAGAAGUUUUUGAAAUACUCAAACCAGCCCAUCAGGCACCAACAACUAUGCCACUGUUAAAGUCACAGAGAUCACACUUUUACCCAAGUCUGAUGUUUGAUGUGAACAUUGCCCGAAGAUCUUGACAUGUAUCUGCAGGAUUUUUUGCCACAUGAUUGGCUGAUGAGAUAACUACAUGAAUAGGCAAGUGUUCCUAAUAAACUGGAUGGUGUGUGUAUACAGUCAUGGGAUCAUAGACCCAACUGGGCCUGAUCUAACUCCUCUUAUAACUCUAACCCUAACCCACAAGAUGCACUUAUCCAGCCUGAAACACUGAUGCACUGAGUUGUCUCCACCCCCUGGAUUUUUGCUCGUCUCCACCCCGGUAGGUGGAGCUGGAUCAGGUCCUACUCCAUCCCACGGACUUGUGGUUCUACAGUGUGCAGGGUGCUUGGAUUUUGGCACGCCUGGUGAACAACUCUUUUCAUGCGUGCUGAUCCUUUCGGCUUUCCAUAUCAGUGAUCUGUGCUUUGUUCCCGAGCUGCCGGUCCAGUCACAUCCCGAGAUGGCUACGGCCAUGGCGGCACCGGUGAAGCAGAGGACCGGGACAAGCCGAGCUCAGCUUCCGCCCUGUUAUUAUGAGGGAUAUCUUGAGAAACGGGGACCUAAGGAGAAGGUGUCCCGGCGACUGUGGACAUGUUUGUGUGGCAAUACCUUAUACUUCUUCAACAAUGCAAAAGACACUAAUUAUGUCGAGAAACUGGACCUGAGUGGGUUUGUGUCUCUGAUCGAUGACUGCAGUCGGGACAGGAAUCUGGAGGCAGCUAGAAUGAAUUUACGCAUGAAGGAUGGAGAGAUAAAACUAACUGCUCCUAACUUGGAGGCACGAGAGUUGUGGAAAGGCUUCCUCUACUCAGUAGUGGAUCUGGCAGUGCCCACGACUCUAACCCUGCUGCCCGGGCAACUGCACAUGCUAAAGGAGGUGGUGGAGAAAGAGAGACAGAGAAGAAGAGCACGAUCACUCUCAAGAGCCCCUUCCUCUCCCCUCUCCCUCCCUCUGGUAGGAGAGAUCCCUGCUUGUUUCAGGCCUGUCUCUCGUACAGAAGCCGAGGUUCUGUUAGAGCGUCACCCAGACUGUGGGAACAUGUUGCUAAGACCGGGCAGAGACGGCACGUCACUUGCAGUAACCACACGACAAGACCUUAAUGGCUCGGUGUUCAGACACUAUCGGGUUACCCAGAAGUCUCAGGGAGGUUACAUCAUCGAUGUGGAAAACCCGAUCCCGUGUCCCACCCUUUAUGAUGUCAUUAACGCACUAGUCGAAAAAACAGCUGGGACACUUCAGCCCUUUCUACUGGAGGAGCCUUAUGAAGAGAAUAUCACAUACAUUUCAUCCAAUGAUGAGAACGGAGAGCGAAUGCUACACUGUGCACCCACUGGCACUUUCUCCAGAGGACCAUCACUGCCACCGAAAGGGUCAGAGAGAUGGUCUUUGAGGUCUCACUCUAAAUCUCCCAGCCCAUCUCAAAGAUCACUAAGCCCUCCAGGUUCGCCAUCCAGCCCUCUGAGACGACUGGUGCUCUCACCCUCGCCCUCACCGCUAGCACAGACAGCUUUCACAGAGGAGCUCAAACAGAAGCUGGAGAAGAGACGCACCAGUCAGGACUGACUUCCUGCUUCUCCCCAGCCCAUCAGCAGCAUGGCCUCGUCCUUUGGCUGUCUGAUUCUGCCAGUGCCUUUGUGAUGACCAUCAUCGCUCACAAACAUCCGGUCUUAUGUUUGUCGUGCAUCAUUAUCAAGCUGCGCAAAAAGACCCAGGAAAGUCUUCUGCCUUAUGGAGGUGACACUUCAAGAAGGACAGUGAUGGUUGACCACAGGGACAGAUCAAUCUGAGCCAAGAACCAGUGUUUCUCCAGACUAGUGACACUUCAUAGCAGAUAGGUGGAUUAUGCAGAGAGACAGUGUUGUCUCAUUAUGUUAGCUGCAGCUGUACAGUACAUUAAUGAACGCCCUGAUGAUGUUCUUCUCCUGUAACUGCCGUGAAAGUUCCAGAAUUCCUUUUCAUACGUGUUCUAAAGACAGCCGUUAUUUUCUUCUCGUUUUCAUUCGAAGCAGCUCCAUCAGGUAAGAUCAUCUCCAACGUUAUAGUCGUGUUAGGACAAAACAAUAGCAAUGAAGAAGUGUCAGAUGUGUACAUUACUGCUGAGAACAGUGUGAACAGUGUUUCUGUAGUGAGGUGUUUUUGUUUCGGUGCGAAUCCUAGACUGAUCGUCAUUACUGGUUUGUGUAAUGAACGUGCAUGGUGCUACUGUUUGUACAUAGAGUUUGUGUGUGUGUGUGUAUCACUGUUCAUUUUUCUCAUAUUUAUUGGAAUUAAAGGGACGAUUUUUUGAUAAA
Molecule: messenger RNA, 2637 nt
Organism: Ictalurus punctatus (channel catfish)
Lineage: Eukaryota; Metazoa; Chordata; Actinopteri; Siluriformes; Ictaluridae
Gene: stap2a
Product: signal transducing adaptor family member 2a
Exons: 11
Coding region: 806-1909 (367 amino acids)
Molecular function (GO): signaling adaptor activity
Source: RefSeq, a predicted model, not a curated record